This is a messenger RNA of Cottoperca gobio, 1956 nucleotides long. RefSeq names its product leucine-rich repeat, immunoglobulin-like and transmembrane domains 1a (gene lrit1a). The transcript has 4 exons. The record is from RefSeq and is a predicted model, not a curated record. Bases 1 to 1956 code for a protein of 651 amino acids. Gene Ontology annotation, molecular function: protein binding. Lineage: Eukaryota; Metazoa; Chordata; Actinopteri; Perciformes; Bovichtidae. Gene Ontology annotation, cellular component: endoplasmic reticulum membrane.
AUGUUCCUCGUCCUGCUCCUGGGGCUCUACUUUGCCACAGGUGAACUUUUCUCCCCAGUGAGUUCGUGCCCAUCGCAGUGCAGCUGUUUUUACCACAACCUGAGUGAUGGAUCAAAGGCCAGGAGCGUGAUUUGCAAUGAUCCCGAGAUAACUCUUGUGCCUGUCGGGUUUCCUGUUGACACGUCCAAGCUGCGGAUCGAGAAGACGGCCAUCCAGCGGAUACCAAGCGAAGCCUUCAACUACCUCUCCAGUCUGGAAUUCCUGUGGAUGUCUUUCAACGCGCUGUCCGCCUUGAGCCCGGACAGUUUCCAGGGACUGCUCAAUCUGGAAGAGCUUCGUCUGGACGGGAACGCCCUCACCGCCUUUCCCUGGGAAUCUCUGAUGGAUAUGCCAAGUCUCAGACUUCUCGAUUUGCACAACAACCAGCUCACCUCGCUGCCAGCGGAGGCCACCACUUAUAUCAAGAACCUCACCUACCUGGAUCUGUCCAGCAACAGCCUGCUGACCCUGCCGGUAGAGGUGCUGUCCACCUGGCUGGUAGUAAAACCUGUGCAAGGGCCAGAGAGCUCCAAAAUGAUACUUGGUCUCCAUGACAACCCCUGGGUGUGUGACUGUCGGCUCUACGACCUGGUCCAGUUCCAGAAGUCUCCGACUCUUUCGGUGGCAUUCAUUGACACAAGGCUCCGGUGUUCAGCCCCGGAGAGUGUAUCAGGGGUCUUGUUCAGUGACGCAGAGCUGCGGCGCUGUCAGCUCCCACGUAUACACACAGCUGUGGCACGAGUCCGGAGUGCUGUUGGGAACAAUGUGCUGCUCCGCUGUGGGACCAUUGGAGUUCCCAUCCCAGACCUGACAUGGCGCAAGGCCGAUGGGCGGCUCCUUAAUGGAACAGUCCUGCAGGAAACCUCAAAGGAGGGAAUCACCUGGUCCAUCCUCAGUGUCCCAGCUGUGUCCUAUCGGGAUUCGGGGAAAUACAUCUGCAAAGCCACUAACUAUGCAGGGAACGCUGAAGCUGUCAUUUCUCUCGUUGUCUCUAACUCACCAAAACUAGAGGGGAAUCAAACCAGCAACGACAAGAAAUCCAAAGUCAAGAAACCCAACCCGAUGGGCAAAGCUGCCUACCAGGAGAAACUGGUGGCUAGAUAUGUGGUUCCAACCUCCACCCCUUCAUCCCUGCCUGUCCUGGAUCCAGGCCUUCCACCUGGUCUUGGUCCUGGUCCUGGACUAGCCAGUUACAGCCUGGCUGAAAGAGCCACCCCAGGGCCUGCCACCUCCUCCAACCCAGAUGCACUGCUGGAUCUGGAGAAGACUAAUCUAAGCAACCUGGCGGCCAACACGUCGUUACUGCAGCAGGACCCGGACAGGGUGGUCCGCUCAGUAAAGGUGGUGGGGGACACAGACAAUACAAUUUAUUUGAACUGGAGAGCCCCUAAGGCCAAGAAUACAACAGCAUUUAGUGUGCUGUAUGCAGUGUUUGGAGAGAGAGACAUGAGAAAGAUCAAUGUUGGGGCGGGGCAGAACCGUGUGACCAUCAAUGGGUUGGUGCCCAGGACCAAGUAUAUUGCCUGUGUGUGUGUGAGGGGGCUGAUCCCCAAGAAGGAGCAGUGUGUCAUCUUUUCCACUGAUGAAGCAGCCAGUGCCACUGGGACCCAGAGGCUGAUUAAUGUGAUUGUGAUCACGGUGGCCUGUAUCAUCGCGGUUCCGCUCACUGUCAUUGUGUGCUGUGGGGCUCUGAAGAGACGCAUUCAGAAGUACUGGGGAAAGAAAUCCAAGGACAUCCAAGAUUCAUAUGUGACCUUUGAAACACUGUCGCCCGGCACGAAGGCCAAAGGGCUCGAGGGCGAGUAUUUGAACAGACAGAACCCAGAGGAGUCCAAUAGGUUGCUGUCAGCCCGCUCCAGCCUGGACUCUGAGGCCACAGCUAAGAUAGAGGGACAACCUAACGAGUACUUCUGCUGA